AGAUAUAAUUUAGAACUAAAAGAUUUUUCUACAUUAGAACAGUUUAUGAGUAAUUAUGAGAAGAAUACCUUUUCAAAUUAUUAUAUCUCCCGUUCUAAGCCUCAUCAUGAUCCAAUAUAUAAAUAUAAAACAAUAACAUACAAUUGCAAAAGAGGAGGCACUCAAGUUAAGAUACCAGAGACAACAAACUUAUAUUCCCAAUAUCAUUUUCAAAAUAUACCUAAAAAUUUAGUCCCUAUGUCAAGAACUAUUCCAGAUACAAUCAAAUUAUCUUCAUCUCAAAUUAUUUCAAAAAAUAUUUUAGGCACUCAAGUUAAGAUACCAGAGACUACAAACUUAUAUUCCCAAUAUCAUUUUCAAAAUAUACCUAAAAAUUUAGGCCCUCAGUCAAAAACUAUUCCAGCUACAUUCGAAUUCUAUUCAUCUCAAAAUAUUUCAAAAAAUAUCUUAGGCACUCAAAUUAAGCUACCAAAUACAACCAAAACUUUAGACUACACUGGAUAUUCUCUUCAAAAUAUUUUUAGGAAACCAUAAAUAAAACAAAUAGUUAUUAUAUAUUUAGAAUGUUUAUAUUAAAUUUAAAAAUUAGGAACCAAAUACAAUCGGAAAUGACUAAAAUACGCGUCCCCAGUCAAAACGACUAUUUUCUAUUAUUUUUAAUAGGAAAUCUUAUUAAGCUUUAUAAGAUAAGUUAGAAAAUGUUUUUUUUAAUUUAAAAAAAAUACGGUAAUUAUAUAAAAUUUACAAAAAUUUAUUUUUUUAAAAAAUAAACUACGCGUCUCCGGUCAAAAUACAGUUUUUUUUAAAAAAUCAAAACGGAUUUAUAUUUAGCGUAUUAAAAGAAUACAGAAUAUGUAAAUAUUAUAUUUUAAACUAUUUUAUAACUUAGUGAUUUUUUCAAAAAACACUUUUUUUUUCAAAAACACUACGCGUCCCCGGUCAAAAAACCGUUUUUUUAAAAAAAUAAAAGCAGAUUCAUGUUUAGCUUUUUAAGGAGAUUCAGAAAAUGGUAUUAAUAAAAAAAAAUACUACGCGUCCCCGGUCAAAAUACAGUUUUUUUUAAAAAAUCAAAACAGAUUCAAAUUUAGCUCAUUAAAAGAAUACAGAAUAUGUAAAUAUUAUAUUUUAAACUAUUUUAUAACUUAGUGAUUUUUUCAAAAAACACUUUUUUUUUCAAAAACACUACGCGUCCCCGGUCAAAAAACCGUUUUUUUUAAAAAAUAAAAGCAGAUUCAUGUUUAGCUUUUUAAGAAGAUUCAGAAAAUGGUAUUAAUAAAAAAAAAUUAAAAAAAAAAUUUUUUUUAAAUAUUUUUUUUGGCUAAACUACGCGUCC
Gordionus sp. m RMFG-2023 is the source of this 1333-nucleotide messenger RNA. RefSeq lists its product as uncharacterized. Lineage: Eukaryota; Metazoa; Nematomorpha; Gordioida; Chordodea; Parachordodidae. The transcript is spliced from 7 exons. The coding region runs from base 46 to 534 and encodes 162 amino acids. The record is from RefSeq and is a predicted model, not a curated record.